Messenger RNA from Bombina bombina (fire-bellied toad), 729 nucleotides. It is a transcript of the gene TMEM52B, whose product is annotated as transmembrane protein 52B. The coding region runs from base 1 to 729 and encodes 242 amino acids. NCBI's taxonomy places the organism in Eukaryota, Metazoa, Chordata, Amphibia, Anura, Bombinatoridae. The transcript has 6 exons. The record is from RefSeq and is a predicted model, not a curated record.
AUGAGGCUAACUCUGGGAAGUGCACCAUCCUCAGACACAAAGCCAUCAAGUUGUUUGUACCUGAUCUCUCCCACAAGCUACUUGUGGGCACCUCAGGAUCUGCAAGUACACAGUCUUCCCCUGACUGCCCACUGGCUUCAGAUCCCUAUGCAUCAAAUCCAGAAGAAGCAGCCCAGCGAAGGAGGAUUCAGCAGCACAGAUCUGAGGUUUUACUGGAGUGUAAACAUGAAAAGUCAAAUAACUCUAUGUGUGAUCACUGGACUCUACCUGGUUUCCCCAGCAAGUUGUGAAUCUGACUGUGAAAACUCAAGACACUGCUCCAAGACGGACUGGGUGAAUCAGUGGUACAUAUGGUUGGUGGUCACCAGUGGGGCACUGCUCCUCAUAUUUGGGGUCACCUGUGCCUGUCUUCGCUGCUGCUACCUAAGCCAGCAACGUCACCCAGAGAGGGCAGGAGAGCGGCCGUGUGAGGUGACGGUUAUUGCUAUUGACCAUGACAGCACCAUCCAGAGUACCAUCACCUCCCUGCAGUCCGUGUUCGGCCCAGCUGCGCGCAGGAUAUUUACUGUGUCCCACUGCCACGGAGCCAUUCCCCCACCUGGGCCUGAGACGCCCCCUUGCUACGAGGAAGCUCUGAGAAUGAGUAGAUUUACUGUUGCUCACAGCAACCACAAAGCUCCCUCUCUGGCUGCGGUACCUGAGGAGAGGACAGAGGCUCCCCAGUUCUAA